AUGGCGGCCGAUCCCCGUGACUCCGGCCCUGCGAUGGAGCCGCCCGCCUCGACCUCUUCAUUUUCUCCUGCUCUCCGUCAUCUUCACUCUUCCUCUUUGUCCACCUCUUCGUCGCCCCAUCGUCUUCCUCAGGGCCAGUUCAGUUUCGAAUAUCAUCUUCCUCUGCGAAAACGAGCUUUGACUGCCAGCGCCCAGCAGUACUCCUCCCCCGCCGCCACCGCCGCUAACCAUCCUGCUCCCCGGCGCACCAUCAGCACCUCCAGCACCACUGGCCCGGUCCAUGUCCCUACACACCGGAGAUCCGUCCCCAACUUCAGCCUCCCCCACGUCGCUGCUCUUUCUCGACAGUCAUCUUUCUCGUCUCCGUUGUCCACCCUCAACCAGAACAGUCUUCAUUCCCCCCGACCUCGCGAGGUCGAAUCCCCUGGCGACGACGCGUUGAAUCCCAAUGCGUCCAAGCGACGAAGACAAUCCACCGUCAUUUUUCAAGAUUCAGCGAAAACCACUAUGCCCGCAUCCACGCAGACCUAUGUGCCGUAUCGUUCUUCCUUUGCUGCCGACAAAAGUCGCGCCCUCAAUGGGGUAGACAAACAGGCGCAGGACCCCGACGAGACCAUCACCAGUAACACUUCGCGCGAAGAUAUCUUUCUCAAUAUCGCGAGGUCGGAUUCAGACCGUCGCAAUUCUUUGGCUCGUUCAGAAUUCAGGCGGUCCCGACUCGGUCUUUCAAGUGGCUCCUUGCGAUCCCCAACCUCUCGUGUACAUAGCAACGACAACACCCCUUCUCCCGAACAAUUACGAUCCACCAAUUCGCAUGCGCCCUUGCGUUCUCCUCUCCAUGCCACCUACGGUUCCGUGUCGUACCCGCAUUCUUCAGCAUCCGCUCACCCCCUCGAUGACCAUUCCCGCACGCGCUAUGCCGCUGUUGGUUCCAGCUCUCGAUCCUCCAUUGGCUUGCCGCGAAGCAGGUUGAGUCGAACAAGUCCAGACGCCUCCCCGCGUACCUCCUCCGGCGCAGAUAGGCGGGCCUCAUGGCAGGACCCUCCUCGUAUCUACCCCAACCCCGCACUAUCGACUAUCCGCAGCAGUCGUCUACCCAGCUCGUCGGAGACCACUGAGCGCGUCCGCGUCGAAUACCCGGACAAGAACCGCCAGGAUGGAACAGAGUCUACUCUUUCUACCAAUGCGCCGUCCACAGUCUGGGAUGAACUGGAGGACCUCAAGUCUCGCAUCCACAAACUCGAGCUGACCGGCAAGUUACCACCCUCGUCGCAAGCCGCCAUAUCUUCCGCUUCGAAUUCGGGAGGUGAACGGCCUCGAACAGCAGCGACCACAGCCACUACCCUGUCCUCGUCGCCUAACCACCGUCGCAAGGAAAGCGGUCCAUCAGCCGAGUCUGAUACCGCGCCGGCCAACCCAGUCCACCCUCUUUUACAAUCAGCGCUGGGCAAAGCCAAAACGGUGCUCAGCAAUGAGGUUUACAGAACACUGGAAGCCACUGCGACGGAUGCGACAAUAUUAUCCACCAUUCUGGGCUCCGGUUCCGUUCCAUCGGGCAGCGUGUCUGUGAUUAAUGGGCACAGUCCAUCCGACAGACAAUCCCGACGGAAGGCGGACAGUGUAUGCCGGGGGUUGACAGAACUCUGCCUCGCAUUAUCAGAUGACUAUAUCAAGCAACACGAGCAGCCAGGCCAGGACGAAACCAUUCGGGCACCGCAGCAGAAUGGCCACGCCAAUCCUGAACCAUCAACUCCUACACUGCCAUUCCAGCGGAGAGAGAGUUUCGAACCCGAGGGAAUCAUCCGGCGACGGAGCAGUGCUCGGGUUGUCAGUCGAUUGGAAUCUCGUCGCGCGAGUAUGGUAAAUGGAAACAGUCCUAGCUAUCACCAAGACGACCCACCUCCAAUUCCCGAGAAGCCGAUCCCGCAGCAACAAUCACCACAAACACCAGCAGCACCAACAGCACCAACAGCACCAACAGCACAACCACAGCCGCAACCAGAACCCGAAAAACAAACAGCCACCGUUACUCCUAAAAGCCGACUCACUCGCCUAUCGACAUCAUUCCGGACACGCAGAACACAGCCGGAAGAAGAGAACGCAGAGAAAGAAAGUUCCCACAACCGCACCCUCUCCCGAGCCAUGACCAUUGCGACACCAGCAACACAAUCAAGCCGACUAGCAGCGCGACAACGCCUCUCGCAAAGCUUCACCCCGUCCCAAUCAAUCCCCAACUCUCCCCGCGAACCGCAAACCCCACAACAACCACCACCAGCCCACCAACUCCCAACACACACCGCGGAGCAACACGUCCCCCGCACCCCGAGCCUCUCCCAAUCCGCCAUCCCCCUCCGCAGAAGCUUCAUGGCCCACACCCCCGCGACAUCCCGCUCGAAUAUCCAAGCCGGGUCCCGCCGCUACGGCCUCUCUAGCUUCUCGGCCGCACCAGGCGAGACCGAUAUCCCAGAAACACCCCAACAAUCAACACCAGGAGCACCAACACCAUCUCAAACAAGGAUCGUCGCCCCCUCGACGAAGAUUGCGGCUAGUUACACACCCAUCCAGCAGAACCAGAGCCGCUCGAGGGCCAACAGUCUGGGGACUAGACGAUUCGGAAUUCGGCCACGGCCGAUGGUGAACGUUGAUAGUGCGGUGAACGGGUAUAACAAUGGCUAA
Molecule: messenger RNA, 2676 nt
Organism: Aspergillus chevalieri
Lineage: Eukaryota; Fungi; Ascomycota; Eurotiomycetes; Eurotiales; Aspergillaceae
Product: putative LPXTG-motif cell wall anchor domain protein
Exons: 2
Coding region: 1-2676 (891 amino acids)
Source: RefSeq, a predicted model, not a curated record